CGGCACCGACACUACACCGAAACCGACACUACACCGAAACCGGCACCGGCACCGACACUACACCGAAACCGACACCGACACUACACCGGCACUGACACUACACCGAAACCGACACCGACACUACACCGGCACCGACACUACACCGACACCGACACCACAGCGGCCCCGGCCGGGGCGCUGUCCGGGGCGCUGCCACGCACGCUGCCGUGCCCAGCCCCGCUCCCCGCCCCGGGCCCCGAGCGCCCUGCCCGGUCCCGCCCCGAGGUGCCCGCACGCCCCGGCUCCGCCGCUCGAGCUCCCCCGUGCGCCCUGCCCCGGGAGCCGGCGCUGUCCCUGUCCCUGUCCCCGUCCCCGUCCCCGCACCGGCCAUGCCGGGCCCGCGGCGGGACCGCCCGGCCGUGCUGCUGCUGCUCGGGGCUCUGCUGGCCGCCGAUCUCUACUUCCACCUGUGGCCGCGGGCGCGGCGGGAGCUGGGCAGGAUCCCCGCGGGCAGGAUCCCCGCGGGCAGGGUCCCCCCGGGCAGGGUCCCCGCGGGCUGCCCCUGCCCCGCGCCCGCCGCCCCCGCGCUGCGCCGCCUCUUCGCCCACCCGCUGUACCGCGCCGCCCCGCCGGGCCCCGCCGAGCCGCUGCUGGGCGCCCGCGAAGCGCUGCGCUACUACCGGCGGAAGGCGGCUCGCUGGAACAGGAGGCACAGGCUGUACCGCGAGGAGCGGAACCUGAGCUCGGCCGCGCUGGCGCUGCCGCUGCCGCUGCCGCUGCGGCCCGAGGCGGGCUGGCUGCGCUUCCAGCUGGGCAUCAGCCGCCACGGGCUGUACCCGCGCUCCGGCGGCGCCGUCAGCAGCCUGCUGCGGGAGCUGCGGGAGCUGCCCACCGUCAGCGCGGACUACAGCCAGGAUGAGAAGGCGCUGCUGGGAGCCUGUGACUGCAGCCAGGUGGUGAAGCCCAGCGGUGUGCACCUGAAGCUGGUCCUCAGGUUCCAGGAUUUUGGGAAAGCCAUGUUCAAGCCCAUGAGGCAGAAACGUGAGGAGGAGACUCCUGAGGAUUUUUUCUACUUCGUGGAUUUCCAGCGGCACAACGCGGAGAUCGCCGCCUUCCACCUGGACAGGAUCCUGGAUUUCAGGAGGGUGCCACCCACCGUGGGCAGGCUGGUCAAUGUCACCAAGGACAUCCUGGAGGUCACCAAGAACGAGGUCCUGCAGAGCGUCUUCUUCGUGUCACCAGCCAGCAACGUCUGCUUCUUCGCCAAGUGCCCGUACAUGUGCAAGACGGAGUACGCCGUGUGUGGCAGCCCCCACCUGCUGGAGGGCUCCCUCUCUGCCUUCCUGCCCUCCCUCAGCCUGGCCCCACGCCUCUCCAUCCCCAACCCCUGGAUCCGCUCCUACUCCUUCGACGGCAAGGAGGAGUGGGAAGUGAAUCCACACUACUGCAACACAGUGAGGGAGAUCUACCCCUACAGCAACAGCAACCGGCUGCUCAACAUCGUGGACAUGGCCAUCUUCGACUUCCUGAUGGGGAACAUGGACAGGCACCACUACGAGAUGUUCACCAAGUUUGGGGACGAUGGCUUCCUGCUGCACCUGGACAAUGCCAGAGGGUUUGGGAGGCACUCCCACGAUGAAAUCUCCAUCCUGGCUCCUCUCUCCCAGUGCUGCAUGAAUAUUCAUGCAGGAAGGUGGCAGCAGCAUGCUCCUUCCCUUGUGUUCAGGCACACUGCACCUCGCCCCAUGUGCACUCCUGAUUUAGAUUGGUAUUAGCAAAAGUGUUUCCUGGAAAGGGCUGUAAAACAUGGACACAGGGAAAUCAUGGAGUCACCAUCCCUGGAAUUCUUCAAGGAAUGUGCAGAUGUGGCACUUGAGGCCAGGUUUGAUGGUGCUGGGACAGCAGUUGGAUUGAUGAUCCUGAAGGUGUUUUCCAACCUUAGAGAUUGUCCCCAGCACCUGGAGCAGCCACAGCCCUUCCCCAGACAGCACAGGGCCUGUUGGACUGCACAGAUCCAGAUCAACAAUCCCAAUGGAUGCCCUGGGUAAACAACAGUCUACAAAUACAAAUUCUUGAGCUGCCUAAAAUGGAUCUGACUACGCCUUCUUCCACCUGAAAAUUCUGUCUUGGCUAAAUCCAAAUGGUUCCAUAAACAUGGGCCCCUUUGUUUCCAAGAUUUAAAGGGCAAUAACUACAACCACUGAUUCAGUUCAGUAUUAGACAUGCUGAAGUCAACACAUUUCUGCUGAGGAUUAAACAAAUGAUUUCAGAAUACUUUAUUUCAAGCUCAGAAGAAUUCCAAGACUGCAGCUUUUCAUCCCAUUUUCUGUCAAAGCAAAUCACAUUUGAAUCUCAGUACCCCUUAAGGUGAAAAGUCACAGUUACAUCAGUUCCAGGAAAUAUUCCCUCUUUUUGCUCAGAGUUUUGACAGAAGAUAUUUUCUCAUUCGUGCCUUUUCAUUUACCUCCCCCUCUGCUCCCAUCUCAUAAAUGUCAUCCUUGGGGAGAUGGCACCACCCUGCAGGAACCUGGGGAACUGGGUCAUGUCUGACUCACUCACUACUGAGAACUUCAGUCAUGUUUUUCUCUCUGCUGACCAAAACUUGCAGUACAAAUACUCUGGAAAAACAAAGGAAAGAGUUUCUGGGAAAAAAAUUCAUUACCCUCCAAAAUUAAAAUUAAAGAAAUUUUCUUCAAAA
Molecule: messenger RNA, 2677 nt
Organism: Oenanthe melanoleuca
Lineage: Eukaryota; Metazoa; Chordata; Aves; Passeriformes; Muscicapidae
Gene: FAM20A
Product: FAM20A golgi associated secretory pathway pseudokinase
Exons: 11
Coding region: 369-1754 (461 amino acids)
Cellular component (GO): Golgi apparatus
Molecular function (GO): protein serine/threonine kinase activator activity
Source: RefSeq, a predicted model, not a curated record